AUGUCUCAAGUCUCAACAAUAGAUAACGGAGCAACCUCAUCAUCAUCAUCGGCAGGAGGGAAUUAUGAUGCCAUUUUGGAUGCGGGGAUUGAUAGUAUCGAUCUUUCAAAUCACGUUCAUUUGAAUAGAGAAUUGGAGAAGGCUUCUGAUGAUCAAAAAGAAAUUGUUUAUCCAACUUUGAAUUCCGAAAUUGCCACUAUUGAUUCAUCAAACAAGGUUGCUGAAAAGAAGGAAUUUGUAUCAAAGGCUCUGUUAGUUUCGAUAGGAGUGGGAGGCAUGGGUGGUUACAUGUCUGGUAAUGUUAUUAGGAUUGGUAGUAGAGUUGUUUUUGGUGCAAUUGCUGCUGUUUUAUUGCUCGGAACCACUUUUACUUCAGUUUCAAGAACCUCCCUUAGAAAGAAGACCUCCACGAACAAGAUGGUCAAUGAUUUGGAACAGUAUGAAAUGUUGGCAAAGAUUGGAAUUGAUGCUGCUAAUAAGCAAUUGCAAAAUAUUAAUUUCAGAGAAAUAAUAGUUCACAAAUGGGAUCAACUCAAAGAAUAUACAAAGGAUAAUUAUGCACUCACAAGUUCAUUCUUGUUGGGUUUUAUUAUUUCCAUGUUUUAAAUAUUAUACUGUUACCUUAAUAAAUUGUUUAUAUCCUAAC
Molecule: messenger RNA, 646 nt
Organism: Naegleria gruberi
Lineage: Eukaryota; Heterolobosea; Eutetramitea; Acrasida; Naegleriidae
Exons: 1
Coding region: 1-606 (201 amino acids)
Source: RefSeq, a predicted model, not a curated record